Molecule: messenger RNA, 738 nt
Organism: Aaosphaeria arxii CBS 175.79
Lineage: Eukaryota; Fungi; Ascomycota; Dothideomycetes; Pleosporales
Exons: 1
Coding region: 1-738 (245 amino acids)
Source: RefSeq, a predicted model, not a curated record
AUGCCUCGUUCUAUCGGCCGCUCGCAAAUGAUCGCUUCUGAACUACCUACAGAGCUGCGCGAGAUUAUAUACAGCUAUCUACUACAAACUGACGAAAACCCCAUCUUCCCUUUCCGACUAUAUGUCCUUUCCAUGGUAAGUAAUGCAACCCGACGCGACGCUUGGUUCUACUUCCUACGGACACAUGCCUCACGCCUGGGCCACCACGAAGCUCGUCGACAUUACAUCUACAUGCUGGGAUUCUUAGGAGAGCAAGGAUUCGCUGCAGCGCGGCGCCUCAUAUUUUCGCAGUUCUCCGCCCAAGUCCCGCGUAUGGUGGAGGAGAGAAAUCCCAACAUCGACCUCAUAUUGCGAUGCACGGGUCUGCGCAAGGUGUGGCUACAGUGGAGCACGAGACAGUUGCUUGGUGAAUGGAGGGCGCGAAGGUUCAUCGAUCUUGACCAGCCGCCUCCGAGGGUUGAUUGCGAAUUCUAUACGCUUGAGGAGGUGAUUCAAAGACUUCGUCUACAGUAUCUGCUAGAGUCGAAGUCGCUGGAGGUCAUUGUGCUGGCUUUGACACCAGCAACAUGUGUGCUUCGGCCGGGAGUGGAAAAGACUAUUCAGGACGCAACUGUGUUAUUGCAAGAAUUGAAGGUCUGGAUUUGUGAAGGGUUCCGUUCUCGGGGAAGGAUUGUAGAAGUUACAGAACCGUUGUUGGCAACGUGGACAGCACCGCAUCCUGCGUGGGAGCAAGGGUGA